Amphiprion ocellaris (clown anemonefish) is the source of this 4824-nucleotide messenger RNA. RefSeq names its product dystrobrevin beta-like. The coding region runs from base 340 to 2208 and encodes 622 amino acids. The transcript has 22 exons. Gene Ontology annotation, biological process: synaptic signaling. The record is from RefSeq and is a predicted model, not a curated record. Gene Ontology annotation, molecular function: zinc ion binding. Lineage: Eukaryota; Metazoa; Chordata; Actinopteri; Pomacentridae. Gene Ontology annotation, cellular component: synapse; plasma membrane.
AGUGUCAGAGGGAGGAGGCAGGACGCAGCAGAGGAGUGACUUCUUUCAAAAAUAUUUCAUCUGAGCCCGGACCGGUGCAGCAGCGGCGGCGUGGAGGCGGUGGAACAUGGCUCGUUACGGAAAUAAAUAACGGGACCAGGGGGACGGUGAUAUUUACACCGAAGAGGAAGCCACAAAACUCGGCGAAUAGAGGAAGAGAAGAGCGAAAAGAAGAGCUGAAGUCAGUGCCACACGUUGCAGUGUUGAUGUUGGUAGUUGUCCACGAAUACCUGCCGAAAAUAGUCCCGACAUCUUUUACUGAGGAUCCUCUGUCCUGUGUGACCCCCUGACACAGAGAGGAUGGUGAUGGAGGAGGGGGGUCAGAGAGACAGAGGGAGGAGGAUCCAAACCAUGGCAGGAGCAGAGGGGAGGCAGAUCUUUGUAGAGCUUGCGGAGCAGAACUUUGAUGCCAUUUGUCUCUCUACAUAUCGAACAGCCUGCAAGCUCAGAUUUAUACAGAAGAGAUGCAACCUGCAUUUGCUUGACAUAUACCAUGUGAUCGAGGCAGUGCGGGAUGCUGGUCUAAACGCUGUAGAGCUGAACGCUGGCAUCUCUGUGAUCAGACUGGAGAACCUUGUGUCCUCCCUGUUCAACCAGCUCAGCAAACGCCUGCCCACCACACACACCAUCAACCCGCAAGAGAGCACCGUCCUGUUGGUAGAAUUCAUACUGGCUGCAGUAGACAGUGAGCCAGAAAGCCGCUUGACGGUUCUUUCUGUGAAGGCGAUGCUGGCGACACUGUGUGGAGGGAAAUUGGUGGAUAAACUUCGCUAUGUGUUUUCUCAGGUAUCUGACAGCAGUGGUGUGUUGGUACAAUCAAAGUUUGACAGUUUUCUGAGGGAGGCUCUCAAGCUGCCCACUGCUGUACAUGAAGGACCGUCCUUUGGCUACACACACACCUCAGCACGCUCCUGCUUCCCACAACAUAAGAGGGUGAUGCUCAACAUGUUCCUGGACAUUGUAGCUGACCCUCCUCAAUGUCUUGUCUGGCUGCCUCUGAUGCACCGCCUGGCCAAUGUGGAGAAUGUUUAUCAUCCCGUGUCAUGCUCCUACUGUCGUGGCAAUGGUAUGACAGGCUUCCGCUAUCGCUGCCUGCGUUGCCGUGGUUACCAGCUUUGCCAGAACUGCUUCUGGCGUGGCAACGCCAGCGGCUCUCAUAGCAACCAGCAUCAGAUGAAGGAGCACUCAUCCUGGAAGUCGCCGGCAACAAAAUUUGGAAGGGCCCUGAGCAGGACUCUGGGCUGUGUGUCAUCCAGGGAGGCCCCCCACCCAAUAUACCCAGAGGAGCCAGAGAGGACCCUGAACCUCUCCAACAUAGUCCCCUCGAGGCCUAUUGGGAGCCCCAGCGAGGCCAUGUUGCUGUCCUCACCACCGCCCGAGUCCUCCAAGAGUUUGUCAGCAGCUCAGCGUAUGAACGAGGAACACGCUCUGAUUGCUGCAUAUGUGAAUCGCCUCCAGAGCAGCCCACGUGGUGUGGACAGUCCCAGCAGGCAAGAUGAAGAGCACAAACUGAUCGCUCGCUACACUUCCCGACUGGCAGAGACCGACGGCGCAGGAGUGAUACCAACCAGAAGCAUCAACUUUGACGUUAAUAAACAGAAGAGGGAGCUCAUUGCUCAGUUGGAGUGUAAAAACAGAGAGAUCUUGGCAGAGAUCAAGCGCCUUCGUGCAGAGCAUGAUGCAGCGUGCCAGCCCAGCCCAGAGAAGGGCACCACUAACCCAACUCUGCUGGCCGAGCUUCGCCUGCUCAGGCAGAGGAAAGAUGAACUGGAGCAAAGGAUGUCGUCUCUUCAGGAGAGCAGGAGGGAGCUGAUGGUGCAGCUGGAAGGACUGAUGAAGCUGCUCAAGGAUGAGGAGCAGCGACAGGCAGCGCAGGCGGCUGGCUCUUCUCAUGCCUCCCUGUCUCGGCCGAGCCCAUCAACUGUCCGCUCUGUAGGUGCUGCAUCUCCUCAGGCUCACAUGUAUCCUCCUCAAGACUCCCUCGCCGGGGUGGGUGGUGAUGUACAACAGGCUUUUGCUCAAGGCCCUAGAAGAAACCUGAGAAAUGACCUUCUGGUAGCAGCCGACUCCAUCACCAACACUGUGUCCUCACUGGUCAAAGAGCUCCACUCUGAUGAUGGUCGGGAGGAGGAGGAGAGAUUGCUGAAUGGGAAAGACAGAGCAGGUUAAAUACUGGCAGUACAAACGAAAAGAACAGACUGAUGUUUCAUCACGGCCAAAGAAGACUGACUGAAUACAUGUUCUAAUAUUCGUUGUUAGCUAUCGGGGAAUUAGGACUCCAAUCAACCAAUCACGAUGCUGGACACCAAAUGACCGCUGGGUCCCUACUGAUGUAUAGCUGUGAUUCUGUGUGUCUUGCCACUGUGGUUUUUCGUUUGUUUUGAUUUGAUCAUGCAUAGCUAAAUGAGGAAUCUGAAACCUACUGAUUUGUACUGUAGCAUGUGUGUGUGCUCUGCUUUUUUGAGGUGCGAGAGAUUUGAGUAAGUGAAGGGGAUGCCAUGAAUAGAAAGAUAGAAGUGUUUGUGAAAGGUAAAAGUGCAGGAAAGUUUCAGGAUCGGGAAGGAGAAACUGUAUGUAACCAUAUUUGAGAGGAAAUAAGGGUAGGACAAAACAAAAAGUCAAAAAGACGAGAGGUGAGCUAUAAAGUUUUAUGUUUCAGCACUGUGUGCUUACUAUUUAUUGCUUUGAUUUGAUUUGAUUUGAUUUUUGCCAUUUAUUCAUUCGGUUUGAGUGUUUUUGUGUAUUUGAGUGUAGUCAGGCCCUGCUGAGACAAUAAGCUUUAAUGGGACAUUUCCUGCUGCAUCAAGCCAAGCUGCCCUACAGGGCUGAGGUAACACAGGGUGGAGAGGUGAGGUCCCAAUCCUGAUGUCUGAAACAGACUCCAUGUAAAGAUUGAUGACAUCUCAACACUUUGUCCCUCCAUACACAACUGGAGCCAAAAAUGUUGUGGAAAUGGGUGCUGUCUAGCUAUCUACGUAUCAACUAACCCCCACCCCUUAGCUCUAUUUCUCCUACUCCAAUCACUAUUGUGUCGACUGAUUUCAUAGAACGUGACCAGUGCAAGAUGGCAGCAGGCAUUUCAUAGAUAUUUUUGCUUCACUUUUGGGGAGUUGUGUGUCUGAAACCUGGAUGAGAAUAGUGCUGUGAGUACUGGAUGAUAGCAGCUCAGGUUAUCCAGGCUUCUUUGUGUGUCCCGGUACUGCAAUGGGACAACAGUCAAAGAGGAGAUAUCUGGCAUCUGUGCUGUUAGUUGUGUGUGUCUGCAUGUGUGUGUGUGUGUGUGUGUGUGUGUGUGUGCAUAGCUUCAGCAGGGUCAGUUUAACAGAAGUGUAGUAAAGCUGGAAAAAUUUACUGCUUUUUUGUUGACAUUUGGUGCAGGAGCUGGGAUCAGGGAGAUUCACCAGAUGUCAAGAUAAAUGUUAGAAAAACUAAGAAUGAACAUUAUUACCUGACCUCUCGCUAAUUCUUAAUUCUUUUGUGAAAAAUGGGUAGCUUCAAUUUUCAAGAGAGGAUCAAUGUAACGGUUACAAAUGCUUUAUCUCGAGACAUCACCAGUCAGAAAGUUUGGAAAGCACCACCGUUUGGUUUAUUUUUCCUCAAAGGAAUUUUACAUUUAUGUGGAUAUGCAUAAGGAGAACCGAAUUUGCUUUGUGAUGCUCACAACUUUGAAAUAUGAAGGAAAAAACAAUGUUUCUCUUAUUCUCUAUUAUCCACAAAGCACAUGAUAAGAUUUUUUUUAUAUGACAGAAAUAGGAGAUUUGUCUCAUGGUUGGGGUGAAAUGAUCAUUCAGGAAAAAUAAUUCUUAGUUAACUUCAUUAAAUUAUGGCGGUGCAUUAUUCUAAUUUGCUGUAUCUAUUUAAAUGCUUCUAGGAAAUUGUGAUUUGCUUUUCAUGCCAAUUUCUGAAGACAAGGGUACCCAUGAGCCUCAGCGGUCAUUGCUGUUGUGAAGAAGACACUUAGAUGCUUGAAGCAAAACUGUAGCAUAUGUAAAACGUUUCAUUGUCAGAAUCUGGAGCAAAACACGGAACUGCUGUUGCAGAAUUCAUCCAAAAUUGACCCAGAAUUGAAAUGGCUGGGUGUUUCUUAAGGCAGUGCUGCUUAGGAGUUGUAGUUGAUCUUUGUUUUUUUUUUUUUUUACUUUUAAAGGCUAACAAUAUGAUUCAAAUAGUAUUCUGAUGUACAUCCAAAGCUACUAUUGCUUAAAUAAACAAUAGACAAAGCCCAAAAUACUGCCCAAAAUGCCUCUUCACACUUUGCUACACUCUGCUGCCUUUCAAGCUUCCUCUAAAAUGCAGGGGAUUGUGGGAAAUGAAGUUAUGUAGAUGUUGAACAUCACCCAGCAACCCAAAAGUCAGACUGAUUUCUGUUUGCAAAUCCAACAUGUCCCAAAGUUACUUCUUUUCAUUUAAUUUAGCAGCUGUGAAAUACAUUUGCUUUUCAACACUUUUUUUUUCUUUACUGUUUUUUUUCUACAUUUGUGGACCGGUUUGGUUCAGUUUUCACCGGCUCUCUGUGGUAUGUGACUGACCGCUUGCCACAGGAUUAUCACAUUUUCAGCCUGCUGAAUAGUUGACUGACUGUAUGAGUGGUUUAUUAAAUGAAUGAAUUCGUGUUUGGGUGUGUUUGUGUAAAAACAAGCGAGUGAGAGAAAUGAAGUCUGACAGGACAGACAUGUCCUGACAUAAAGCUGUAAACACCUUCAGCUCUGAACCUGCUGGAGCUGACGGUGUGAGUGACAAGUGUGGAUCUGUGUUUCAUCUGCAAUAAAUAUUAUUAAACAGCGA